UAAGCUCACCACCACAAACGCAAUCAAACGCACCCAAGAAAGCGAGAGAAAUGCAUAGACUAGCAAAGUCCACCACCACUACCACUCUACUCCGAACCCUCCACUCCUCCAAUCCCUCGCCAUUCUCUCUCCUCAACCACCAUCACCGCCGCCUUUCCACUUCCUCCGGCAACAAAAACAAAAAUGACGAAUGGAACGCCGCAUGGGAAACUGCCUGGCUUCCCGACGACCUCUCCGGAAAAAACACCCGCGCGCCUUGGGAGUCAGACGUCAACUUCGGCCUUACCCACGACUCCGCUGCCGAUGCAGACGCCGAGACGAAGGCGUUUGUGGAAGACAUGAAUGAAAACUGGGAACACCGCCGCAAGAACAAAGAUAAAUUGAAACGGGAGGAGGAAGUGAAGAAGGAAGAUGGUGAAAAUGGUGGUGGGUUGUAUAGUUUGGAGAAUGUAAAAAGGGAUUACAGGUUGAAGAAACAGCGGAUUCAUGCUGGACUUUGGAUGAAAGAGAUUGAGCUUCUUGAAGAAGCUAAGUUGGGUGGAGGUUCCGGUGAUGAUAUUGAUAGGCUUCUUGAUAGCUGCUCUGAGAUAUUUGACUCUGCUAGCAAUAAUCUGAAUGAUCCGAAAGUUCCCGGCACUUCUGAGUAUAAAAACAAGCCUGAUGGUUGGGAGUCUACAUCCAAAUCUGAAGAUGGCAAUGUAUGGGAUAUGUCACAGAGAGAAGAGGACAUCCUUCUACAAGAAUUUGAGCGUCGAAUGGCAUUUUGCAAGUUUCAGAUAGCAAGUUUUAUAAAGACACACAUAUUUAGCAGGAGGAGACCAAUUGACGGGUGGAGAUACAUGAUUGAGGUGAUUGGACCGAAUGCCAGAAAAGGUAAGGGUAGUGUUUCGAGGUUACCAGGCCUUGCAGAUCCUGCAACUCGCCCAUUCACAGAGGACAGACCACCAACAACUGGUGUUGGUGGUCGUCUCUCCCGUAGGCCCAGAUGAAGUUGAUCUUCAACUCUAAUGUCCAAACUUCAAGUGUUGAUUGGAUCAUGCCUCGUAGGAAAGGCCACCGUCAUCAUCAUCAUCAUCUGUAAUUUCUGCUGCUAGUCUGCUACUUCUGUACAUUGGCAUCAUCUUUUAGUCAAAUGAGAUCUUUCUGCGCUGCUCCAUUUCUACAUUAGACGCUUUCCGGAGUUCUCUGUCAAGAUUUAUAGACAACAAAGAAUUUGUACUGGUAGAUCAUGUUCACAUAGCUUCUUGUAUUUAUGAGUUUUAUUUAUGUUUAAUCUAGGCACAAGAAACUACUCGUUCCCAUUUAACAAAUCAUGGAGCUUUUUCAGUGAUAUAUUCAUAUCUUGGUUUGCUGUA
Molecule: messenger RNA, 1355 nt
Organism: Spinacia oleracea (spinach)
Lineage: Eukaryota; Viridiplantae; Streptophyta; Magnoliopsida; Caryophyllales; Amaranthaceae
Product: protein GAMETE CELL DEFECTIVE 1, mitochondrial
Exons: 3
Coding region: 51-989 (312 amino acids)
Source: RefSeq, a predicted model, not a curated record